Lipotes vexillifer (Yangtze River dolphin) is the source of this 1140-nucleotide messenger RNA. RefSeq names its product elongin BC and polycomb repressive complex 2 associated protein (gene EPOP). Gene Ontology annotation, biological process: neuron fate commitment. The record is from RefSeq and is a predicted model, not a curated record. Bases 1 to 1140 code for a protein of 379 amino acids. NCBI's taxonomy places the organism in Eukaryota, Metazoa, Chordata, Mammalia, Artiodactyla, Lipotidae. The transcript has a single exon.
AUGGAGACUCUGUGCCCCUCUCCCCGCCUCGCAGUGCCGGCGUCCCCGCGAGGGUCGCCCUGCUCCCCCACACCCCGGAAGACGCGUCGGGGGACCCAGGAGUUCUCUCCGUUGUGCCUGCGUGCCCUUGCCUUCUGCGCCCUUGCCAAACCCCGGGCGUCCUCUCUGGGCCUGGGGCCUGGGGAGCUGGCGCCGCGGGCUCCGGUGCUGCUGGGCCCUCAUGCCCCGCUGUGCACCGGCGGCUGGGCCCCGGAUGGCCUGAAGCACCUCGCGGGACAGGCCUGGCGUUACAGCGAUCCCAACUCCCCGGCCAGCCAGGAUGCCGACGCCGCUGUGUGCCGGGGCCGCAGCGAGGAGGAAGAGGGCGGAGGCAGUUUCCCGCACUUCGGCGCUCGCUCCGGCGUACCUCCCGGCCGCUGCCCGGCGCCCCGGCGCCCUCGGGAAUCUCCGACCAGCUCCGUCUCGGCUCCGCCUAGGCCAGCCCCCGAUCUCGACUCCCAGCCUGGCCCCGCCGCCAGCCCGCAUCAGGAACCGGGUUCCCGGCCAACGCCGCCACCUGCGGGCCUCUCCUCUGAGCCCGCGGGGCCCGGGACAGCGCCGGAGCCGCCCCCGCCGAGCCAUACUGCCGCAGUCGAUGGAAACCCCCCGAAGGCCUCCCCCGAGGCAACGGCCGCCAGCCCCUCGACGGCCAGCGAAGCUCCGGCGGCGCCCGGCGAUCUCCGCCAGGAACAUUUCGAUCGUCUGAUCCGCCGCUCGAAACUUUGGUGUUACGCGAAGGGCUUCGCCCUCGACACUCCGAGUUUGCGCCGGGGGCCCGAGCGGCCCCCAGCCAAAGGGCCCUCCCGGGGAGCCGCCAAGAAACGCCGGCGGCCGACGCCCCCCCAACGCAGCGCACAGCCCCGCCGUCCUGCACCGACGCUCCCCAUCACGAGCACCUUCAGCCUCCUCGACUGCUUCCCCUGCCCCCCGGCCCUGGUGGUGGGGGAGGACGGAGACUUAGGGCCGGCAUCCUCGCUUCGUCUCCAGGGAGACUCUAAGCCCCCGCCUGCCCACCCGCUGUGGAGGUGGCAGAUUGGGGGUCCCGCUGUCCCUGAGCCCCCCGGCCUCAAAUUCUGGGGGAUCAACCUGGAGCAGCUCUGA